AAAGAAUCGAUUAACCAUUUAUCGAUAACAUGGACGCGGGCACCAAAAUCUUAGUUGUGGGCGAUGUGCGGGGUCGCUUCAAGCAACUGUUCCAGCGCGUGGAGCAGGUCAACAAAAAGGCAGGACCCUUUGAAAUCCUGUGUUGUGUCGGAGACUUCUUUGGCGACGACAAGCAAAACGAGGAACUGAUUGCUUACAAAAAUGGAUUCAAGCACAUCACCGUGCCCACCUAUGUCCUUGGUCCUAAUAAGAAGGAGCACACCAAAUACUUUGCUGAUCUGGCGGAUGGUGAAAUCUGCACAAAUCUCACAUAUCUGGGCCGGCGUGGAGUCUACACGCUCAGCAGCGGCGUGAAAAUAGCCUAUCUAAGUGGUUUUGAAGCUGCUGGCGCUACAGAAUCCUCAGGCUCUGAAUUCGAGUUCACGAAAGCCGAUGUCCUGGCUGUGCGUAACUCCUGCCUGGUGUCCAAGAACUGCUCCACGGAGUACAGGGGAGUGGAUGUGCUGCUCACCUCGCAGUGGCCAUAUGGCAUGCAGGAGCAGGAGAAUGCCAAUGCAUCCAAGCUGGUUUCCUUUCUUUGCCGUGAGAUCAAGCCGCGUUAUCAUUUCUGCGCCAUCAAUGGCACCCACUACGAGUGUGCUCCCUUCCGAAUGCCCAAGGAUGAGACCACACAGUUCGAGUUGUGCACGCGCUUCAUAUCCUUGGCGGAUGUGGGCAAUGCCAAUAAAGCCAAGUACAUUUACGCGCUCAGCCUGAAGCCAGUGGAUAAGUCACGAUUGCUGGACCUAGUGCAAAAGACCACCAAUGAAAUACCUUGUCCUUUUAUAGGCCUAGACCUAGGAGGAGCUGUCAGCAAGAAUGAUUCGUCGGAAAAUCGUCAGUACUUUUACGACAUGGAAGGUGGCAAUCGCAAGCGGCAGGGCGGUGAAAACAACAGGAGAGAUAAACGCCCGAGGAUACCGCAAAUUGAUCAGGAAAAGUGCUGGUUCUGCUUGUCCUCGCCCGAUGUGGAGAAGCACCUCAUUAUCACCGUGGGCGAGCACUUCUAUUUGGCUUUGGCCAAGGGACCCAUAAAUAAAAAUCACGUCAUGAUUCUAUCCACCAAACAUGUGCCCUGCGCUGCCCAGCUUAGUCCCGAAGAUUGGCAGGAACUGGACAAGUUCAAGGCUGCUCUGCGCAAGUUCUUCAAGUCCCUCGGUCAGGUUGUGUGCUUCACGGAGCGGCAUUACAAGUCCGUUCACCUGCAGAUCAAUGUCCUGGCCUUCGAGGAGGGUUAUGCGUGGAAGAUAAAGCAUAGUUUCGAGGACAAGGCGGAGGAAUUUAAUCUGGAAUUUGAGACAUUGCCGGCCUUGGAUUCCGUGAAAAUGCUGCCAGAAAUGGGGCCAUAUUUUCUAGCUGAGCUGCCAGACGACAGCACGCUUAUAACGCGCCAGAUGAAACAUUUUCCCAUUCAUUUUGCCAGGGACGUUUUCUGCUCGGAGAAUCUGCUAAACUGCGACGAGAAGGUCAACUGGAAGGAGUGCCUUCUAGAAAGAGACGAGGAAGUGGCUUAUGUAGAGGACUUUCGUAAGGCCUUUGCUCCCUUCGAUUUCACAGAUGACUAAAGCCAAGAACAAGGUUAUGUAUGUAUAGUUAAAAUUCCAUUUCGGUUGUAAUUGCUGAGCCCAUGCUAACAGUUCAUCCAUGUAAAUGCUAAAAACUACAAUAUAAUUUA
This is a messenger RNA of Drosophila kikkawai, 1714 nucleotides long. Its product is annotated as CWF19-like protein 1 homolog. Gene Ontology annotation, biological process: mRNA splicing, via spliceosome. Gene Ontology annotation, cellular component: post-mRNA release spliceosomal complex. NCBI's taxonomy places the organism in Eukaryota, Metazoa, Arthropoda, Insecta, Diptera, Drosophilidae. The record is from RefSeq and is a predicted model, not a curated record. Gene Ontology annotation, molecular function: RNA lariat debranching enzyme activator activity.